UAGAAAGAGCGAGUCGCAGAAAAGUCRACUUCUCUUCCUUCUUUUCGUCCGAUCGGCUUAAAAGUUCAACAUGAUUGAGUUAAAUCUCUGGGAAAAGUUCCUAAAAAAAGUAGAGCCCCAUCUACCAGAAUAUUUACACUGGAAUGAAAUUUGUUGGACUUUCGUCUUUUACCUUGCAGAAGCAAGGCGUCAUAUUCACCGAUGGACACGAGGAAUGGAGCCUUGGGAGAUUGUGGUAAACACAGUGUCUAUAUGUUUCUGUGCUUUUCUUGCAUUUGAAAUUUUACGUUGGUUUAUAAGCUGGAUUUUCUUCCAAGAUGAAAGUUUUUAUUCAAGAAUGAAAAAGAAAACGUUUAGGAUCAUUAGAAGUCUUCCAAUCAUCAGAGAUAAGAUUGAUGCUGAAAUGCAGAAAACAUUAGAUGAUAUGGAACAAAUGGCCUUUCCAUUACAUGAAGGGCAAGUAUACAGAACCAAGUUACCAUAUAAAGGUCUUAAAGAGGCAGAACUCAUGACUGAAAUAGAUAAAUAUGGCAAAAUGGUGGAGAUUGAUUGGGAAGCUGGUCAUGUGUCUGGUACAGUGUACAACGGAGGCAAAGAACUGACUAAAGUUUUGACUAAAGUUUAUGCCAAGUUUGCCUGGUCAAAUCCUCUCCAUCCUGACGUUUUUCCUGACGUGCGAAAGAUGGAAGCUGAAGUUGUUCAAAUGACUAUUGCAAUGUUUAACGGUGGAAAAGAUGCUUGUGGAACUAUGACAGGUGGUGGUACAGAGAGUAUUCUGUUAGCUUGCAAGUCAUACAGAGAUUGGGCACAUGAACGAGGAAUUCAAAAACCUGAAAUUAUUGCACCAGCAACUAUCCAUGCUGCUUUCGACAAGGCAGCUCAUUAUUUUGGUUUCAAGCUUGUCCAUGUACCUGUAAAUGAAAAGACAUGGAUGUGUGACCUUAGGGCAGUUAAAAGAGCAAUAAAUCGCAACACCAUUGCUAUUGCUGGCUCAGCUCCUCAAUUUCCACAUGGUAUUUUGGACCCAAUAGAAGAAAUGGCCAAACUUGCAAAGAGAUAUAACCUUGGUAUGCAUGUCGACUGCUGUCUUGGUGGGUUCUUAGUUCCAUUUAUGGCAAAAGCUGGGUAUCAUCUGCCACCUUUUGAUUUUAGUGUGGAUGGAGUUACUAGUAUAUCUGCUGAUACUCACAAGUAUGGAUACUCGCCCAAAGGAUCUUCAGUAGUGUUGUACAGUAACAAACAUCUGAGGCACUUCCAGUUCUUCGUUGCUCCUGACUGGCCUGGUGGUAUCUAUGCCUGUCCUUCUAUCCCUGGCAGUCGUCCUGGUGGAAUUAUUGCAGCUACAUGGGCCGCCAUGAUGUACCUGGGAGAAACGGGAUAUGUAGAGUGCACAAAGAAGGUCAUCCAGACUAGAGAACAAAUACAGAAAGGUCUUAGCAAGAUAAAGGGAUUGUUUGUCUUUGGUGAUCCUAAAGUUAGUGUUGUAGCAUUUGGAUCUAAUGAUUUCAAUAUCUAUGCUCUUGGUACUCAACUCACUGAACGAGGAUGGUGCCUAAACUCCCUCCAAAAGCCUGCAGCGUUACCCUACUAAGCACCCAGCCAGGAGUAGUGGAUAAGUUCUUGAAGGAUUGCAGGGAAUGUACUGCUAAACUGAUUAAUGAUCCGAAUGCAAAGACCUCUGGAAUGGGUGCCAUAUAUGGUAUGGCCCAGAACAUUCCAGAUCGUUCUAUGGUGUCAGAGUUAGCAUGUGGCUUCCUGGACUGUAUGUACAACACCAAGAACCCAGGACUGAAACCCAUAUAGAAUAGUACCAAAUAGAAUGACCAGGAACUGUGGCUGCCUCGACCAGACAUCUUAUGUUGGCUGGUCAUCUUAAUUAUAUGAAGAUAUUCAAACAACAGUUAUUCUGUGCGACAAUAAUU
This is a messenger RNA of Actinia tenebrosa (Australian red waratah sea anemone), 1922 nucleotides long. Its product is annotated as sphingosine-1-phosphate lyase 1. Gene Ontology annotation, cellular component: endoplasmic reticulum. Gene Ontology annotation, molecular function: sphinganine-1-phosphate aldolase activity; pyridoxal phosphate binding. Gene Ontology annotation, biological process: carboxylic acid metabolic process; sphingolipid catabolic process. The record is from RefSeq and is a predicted model, not a curated record. NCBI's taxonomy places the organism in Eukaryota, Metazoa, Cnidaria, Anthozoa, Actiniaria, Actiniidae.